AUAAGAUGAAAAAGCUGUAUAUAUUGGCUGUGUUUUGCGGAGUAGUCCUGGGGGAAGAACUGUACAGCAAGGAAGAGGAAUCCAAUCGUACUUCACAAGUCAGGAAUGUAUCUGACAGUAAACCAGCUAUUUACAGAGGAAAAGUUAAAAGUGAUCUUCAUGAUUAUGGUAUAGUCAGUGAACAAUAUCCUGCUUAUCCUCCUCCUCUAGACAAUGAUGAAGGACGGGUCCGUGUACCUGAUAACUAUGUCGAGGGUGGACUGCCUAUCCUAUCUGAUGCUGUGUUCUCAUUGAUCAUCAUGAUCUACGUGUCCGGGGCAUUCUUUUUCGUAUUCUUCUUAUUCUGCUGGAAGAGAGGACUCCCACAGGGCGUAAAUGGUAUUGCGCAGACUGGGAACUGUCCUACUAAACCAUACAAAUACAAGCUCGCUCUUCCAGAUUCAGAUGAACAGUACUAUCCUUCUCAUCAUGUGGAACAUGAUAAAUACAAUGUUCCAGGUUCAGAAGGGCAGGAACAGUACUAUCCUACUCAUCAUGUGGAACAUAUUAGAUACAAUGUUCCAGGUUCAGAAGAACAAGAACAGUACAAUCCUACUCAUCAUGUGGAACAGUGUUAAAUACAAGCUAACUGUUCCAGAUUCAGAAGACCAGGAACAGUACUAUCCUACUCAUCAUGUGGAACAGUGUUAAAUACAAUGUUCCAGAUUCAGAACACCAGAAACAGUACUAUCCUACUCAUCAUGUGGAACAUGUUAAUUAAAAUGUUCCAGGUUCAGGAGAACAGGAACAGUACUAUCCUACCCAUCAUGUGGAACAUGUUAAAUACAAUGUUCCAGGUUCAGAAGAACAGGAACAGUACUAUUCUUCUCAUCAUGUGGAACAAUGUUCCAGGUUCAGAAGAGCAGGAACAGUACUAUCCUACUCAUCAUGUGGAACAUGUUAAAUACAAUGUUCCAGGUUCAGAAGAACAGGAACAGUACUAUUCUUCUCAUCAUGUGGAACAAUGUUCCAGGUUCAGAAGAGCAGGAACAGUACUAUCCUACUCAUCAUGUGGAACAGUGUUAAGCAUACAAAACUUGAAGAUACAAUCUAUAUCUUUAUAUACAUACAUAAACUUGAACAUACAAUCUAUCUUAAUAUACAUAUUUAAACUUGAAGAUACAAUCUACAUCUUUACAUACAUACAUAAACUUGAAGAUUCAAUCUACAUCUUUAUAUACAUACAUAAACUUGAAGAUACAAUCUAUAUCUUUAUAUACAUACAUAAACUUGAACAUACAAUCUAUAUCAUUAUAUACAUACAUAAACUUGAAGAUACAAUCUACAUCUUUAUAUACAUACAUAGACUUGAAGAUACAAUCUAUAUCUUUAUAUACAUACAUAAACUUGAACAUACAAUCUAUAUCAUUAUAUACAUACAUAAACUUGAAGAUACAAUCUACAUCUUUAUAUACAUACAUAAACUUGAAAUUCCGUCUACAAUCUACAGCUGACCUUUAAAAAAUAGACUGAUUGGAUAAUGAAGUGAGAUCGAAUUAACAGACUUGAGAGUUAAAACAGUUAUGAUAUUAAUAUGUUUUGAACUUUAACUCUGUAAGUUUCAUUUGUAUAUUAACUUGGAAGUUAAGCUUGUGUAAUUAGAACAAUUUGUCAAAGCAAGAUUUUUCGAAUAUUAAAUGAACAUUUUUUUUACUUAUCGCAAACACAUUUUAUACAUAAUCUCAGUCGCAUAUUCAUUUUUAAAUUUCAAUUUAAAGUUCAAAUUUUGUCCAAAAAAAAUAUUUGUUUGUAUUUUGACGCAUGAACAUCGAAAAAAGACUAACUUUUCAUUGAACGGAACUAAAGUGGAACUCUGGAAUAGAAAGACGACUUUUAAAAUCAAGUUAUUACUAUAAAAUUCUUACGAGCAAGAGACAUGGCAAAUUUUUGGUGUAAACAGACCCAUUUCACUAAACUAUUGAUUUGAUAAGUGUUUUGUAAAACUAUUUGCAUUG
Messenger RNA from Eurytemora carolleeae, 1994 nucleotides. RefSeq lists its product as uncharacterized. Bases 6 to 617 code for a protein of 203 amino acids. The transcript is spliced from 5 exons. Lineage: Eukaryota; Metazoa; Arthropoda; Copepoda; Calanoida; Temoridae. The record is from RefSeq and is a predicted model, not a curated record.